UACUUUAUCUAGCUUAGCACCCGUGAUCUCAGCACAUCCCUAGGGCCACCAACCCCUCAGUAAGCAUGUACCUACAUACCGGUACGUGUACUCUUACUCUACACUACGAUAGGACACUCAGAUGAGUGCCUCAUAGUCAUAGACACAAGCAAUUUAUAGCAUAUGUGAGAAUACCUGGGCACCAUAUCAUUGCGAAGGAGAGCAGCUAUUGCCGGUUAUCUAUAAAGACAUUGUUGCCCAAGGGGCAGCCUAUUCAGAUGGGCAAAGACGCAAUUCCGAAGAAUUGGCCGCCAACCGUCCCUUACCUCACCCAUCCUUCCUUCGCGCCCCAUGUCACCAAGACACAGCUCGAGGCGCUUCGGAUAUGUUCACCAGACCUCACGGCGUCAAUACCGGCCAACUUCCCUAGAGGACCUUGCUCCUUGGUGAGGAUAAUCCCCAUUGGUGACCCCUCGCAUCCGGCACACGGCCAAGCCGGACUGUUCGCAGCGCGCCACCUCGAACCGGGCACGCUGAUCGUCCCUUACUAUGGCAUCGUCCACUCGUCACUCCCGCCUCAUAACCUCGGCCAUGAAAAGUCAGAUUAUGAUCUAUGGUUGAACAGGGAGAUCAAUGUUGCUGUCGAUGCCGAGAAGGCUGGGAACGAGGCCCGUUUUGUAAAUGAUUACCGUGGCGUCCGCGAACGCCCCAACGCUGAAUUCAAACUAUGCUGGGAUGCGCGAAGUGGUCAGCAAUGCAUGGCAGUGUUUGUGCUGCCAUCGGGAAAGAAUGCUCCUACGAAGGCGAAGGCCGGUGCCGGUGCCGGUGGCAUCGCGAAAGGAGCCGAGAUAUUGGUCAGUUACGGCAAGGGGUUCUGGUCGAAGAGAAUGGAGGAGAACGAAGCCUUGGCGGAAUGAUAAGAUGCUUGAUCGUAUAUGAAUCGAUAACUGGACUCUGGAAAGGGACCAGCUAUUUCACGGGUCAUCGUAGUCGGCCGA
Molecule: messenger RNA, 977 nt
Organism: Xylaria bambusicola
Lineage: Eukaryota; Fungi; Ascomycota; Sordariomycetes; Xylariales; Xylariaceae
Exons: 2
Coding region: 258-896 (212 amino acids)
Molecular function (GO): protein binding
Source: RefSeq, a predicted model, not a curated record